Diaporthe amygdali is the source of this 978-nucleotide messenger RNA. RefSeq lists its product as uncharacterized. Gene Ontology annotation, molecular function: MAP kinase activity; ATP binding. Lineage: Eukaryota; Fungi; Ascomycota; Sordariomycetes; Diaporthales; Diaporthaceae. Gene Ontology annotation, biological process: intracellular signal transduction; protein phosphorylation. The record is from RefSeq and is a predicted model, not a curated record. Gene Ontology annotation, cellular component: nucleus; cytoplasm. The transcript is spliced from 2 exons. Bases 1 to 978 code for a protein of 325 amino acids.
AUGUGUAUACCGCGCAAGGUACGGACUCGUUGCGAGGGGAAAGAUUUCAUCAUCAAGAACGCCAUAAUCAGUUACGAGGGCGAUUUUGAGUAUCCACAGAAGCUGCAGGCUGGAUUGUCAGGAUAUCCAAGCCUACGCACUAUGAUUGAUACAGUCCCAAGUCUCAAAUUAUACGUCUAUCCCUUUAUGACCGGUGACCUUCUUCAAUUCAGUCAGAAGCCGCUGUCGGAGGAGCAGAGGACACAUAUCCUCAGAAGUGCACUCACUGGUCUUGCUGCACUCCAUGACCACAGAAUUUUCCACACAGGCGAGUACCUAUGCUCUCGCGUUGGUCUUCUCAAACGGGACAGAAGAGUUGAUGGACUGGCAGAUAUCAAGCCUAACAAUAUCCUUAUCGACUACGAGGAGGGACCCGAUGGGUCCGUGAUGAUCCAGGACGUGAAGCUCGCAGAUCUAGAAGACGCGCUACUGCUGGAACCCGGCACGGCCGUCGAAGGCGCCGCACUAGGCAACAAGCUGUGGCGAAGCCCUGAGUCCUGGACCGGUGCCACGCAGGAGCACCCGUCCGACGUCUUCUCGUUCGGUGUAUUCGCCAUCUAUGUCAUGGCCAACAGGAUGGUCUUCUACAGCGGGCUUACCGACGAACAAGUGAACGGGGACAACGCCUGGUGGCAUAUCCUCCGCAGACACCUCUCCCUUUUCGGCACAGAUACUGAGAGCCUCCGCGGUCUGGUACGGCACGUUGGGGGGGAGGACAGCCCGUGGUUCAAUCGUUUCGCUGAUCUUGCGAGUAGCUUCGGCGACGAGGAUCCUCGGAGGCCAUUUGCGCUGUGGAUGUGGUUGGAUGAGUCGUUUAGGGACCUGGUUGGUAAGAUGACGAACCUGGACCCAGCGAGGAGGAUUACCGCACGGGAGGCUCUGGCUCACCGUUGGUUCACCCAGACGAGCUCAGACCGAUGCCACCCACAACAGAAGUAA